CGCCCGCCUCGGCCUCCCAGAGUGCUAGGAUUACAGGCGUGAGCCACCGCGCCCGCGCCCGGCCAGUUUACUUUUAACAUAAGGGAACUCUCUGGCUCACUAGCAACACAUACCUUUCCUUUAUCUUUAGAUCAGGAUAGAUUCCCUGUCAAGUUGCCAUUAGUAUCAUGUAUUUCUUUCCUAACGAGUUUUUGGUUUUGAAUCCUAAAUUAAUUAUAAUUAAAGAAAAGGUAAGAUAACCCCUAAUGUCAGUAAUAAUAGAUGGGUUUUUCCUUCCAGUUUUUCUUUCUGCAUAUAGUUUACCUAAUUAUAGUCAAGGUACAUACUUUUAUUUUUUCUCUUUCACUUAGUACAUCUUUAGGUCAUAUCCAGCUUCUGCCAAAUAGUCAUCGUAAUACCCUUUAGUUGUUGGACGAAACAGAAAAAGGAAUUUAAUACAUCUGUAGUGGUCUCCACACGUUCCUAACAACAAUUACAAAGGGAGUGUCAGCUGUCCACUGGUUGCUUUUCUACUCUGCUUAUGAGGCUGAAGAUCUCAAUUUUAGUGUUCAGGUACCUGAAGGAGUUCCGCACGGAACAGUGCCCGCUCUUUGUGCAACACAAAUGCACACAGCAUCGGCCCUACACCUGCUUCCACUGGCACUUCGUGAACCAGCGGCGCCGCCGGUCCAUCCGACGUCGGGACGGCACCUUCAACUACAGCCCUGACGUCUACUGCACCAAGUACGACGAGGCUGCGGGCCUCUGCCCGGAGGGCGACGAGUGUCCAUUCCUGCACAGGACCACAGGGGACACUGAGCGCAGGUACCACCUUCGUUACUAUAAAACUGGAAUCUGCAUCCACGAGACAGACUCAAAAGGCAACUGCACCAAAAACGGCCUGCACUGCGCUUUUGCCCACGGGCCCCAUGACCUCCGCUCCCCUGUCUACGACAUCAGGGAGCUCCAGGCCAUGGAGGCCUUGCAGAAUGGCCAGACCACAGUAGAGGGCAGCAUGGAGGGCCAGUCGGCUGGGGCUGCAAGCCACGCCAUGAUAGAAAAAAUCCUCAGUGAAGAGCCUCGCUGGCAAGAGACUGCUUAUGUGCUGGGGAACUAUAAGACGGAGCCUUGCAAGAAGCCCCCGCGGCUGUGCCGCCAAGGCUAUGCCUGUCCCUACUACCACAACAGCAAGGACCGGCGGCGGAGCCCCCGGAAGCACAAAUACAGGUCAUCUCCAUGUCCAAACGUCAAGCACGGGGAUGAGUGGGGAGACCCCGGCAAGUGUGAGAACGGGGAUGCCUGCCAGUAUUGCCACACCCGCACGGAGCAGCAGUUCCACCCGGAGAUCUACAAAUCCACCAAGUGCAACGACAUGCAGCAGUCGGGCAGCUGUCCCCGAGGACCUUUCUGCGCCUUUGCCCACGUAGAACAGCCACCCCUAAGUGACGACCUACAGCCUUCCUCAGCUGUGUCUAGCCCCACCCAGCCAGGUCCCGUCUUGUACAUGCCGUCUGCUGCCGGAGACUCGGUGCCUGUGAGCCCUUCCAGCCCGCACGCCCCCGACCUCAGUGCUCUCCUCUGUAGAAAUAGCAGCCUGGGCAGCCCAUCUAACCUCUGCGGCUCCCCACCGGGCUCCAUCCGGAAGCCCCUCAACCUGGAGGGCAUCGUCUUCCCCGGGGAGUCUGGCCUGGCCCCUGGCAGCUAUAAGAAGGCUCCUGGGUUUGAGAGGGAAGACCAAGUAGGAGCCGAGUACCUGAAAAACUUCAAAUGCCAGGCCAAAUUAAAAUCCCACUCACUAGAGCCAAGGAGUCAAGAGCAGCCUCUGCUUCAGCCCAAACAGGACGUGCUGGGCAUCCUCCCCACGGGCAGCCCCCUGACCUCAAGCAUCUCUUCUAGUAUCACCUCCAGCCUGGCAGCUACUCCCCCCAGCCCCGUGGGCACCAGCAGCAUCCCUGGCAUGAAUGCAAACGCUCUGCCCUUCUACCCCACCAGCGACACGGUAGAGUCCGUCAUAGAGUCUGCUUUGGAUGACCUGGACCUGAACGAGUUUGGGGUGGCCGCCCUGGAGAAGACUUUCGAUAACAGCACAGUGCCCCACCCAGGCAGCAUCACAAUUGGCGGCAGCUUGCUGCAGAGCUCUGCGCCCGUGAACAUCCCUGGCUCCCUGGGCAGCUCUGCCUCUUUCCACUCAGCGUCCCCGUCCCCUCCUGUCAGCCUCUCCUCGCAUUUCCUGCAGCAGCCCCAGGGCCACCUGAGCCAGUCAGAAAACACAUUUUUGGGGACUUCAGCCUCACAUGGAUCCUUAGGUCUCAACGGGAUGAACAGCAGCAUCUGGGAGCAUUUUGCCUCUGGAAGCUUCUCCCCGGGCACUUCCCCUGCCUUCUUGUCAGGGCCAGGGGCUGCUGAGCUGGCCCGGCUUCGGCAAGAGCUAGAUGAAGCCAACGGCACCAUCAAGCAGUGGGAGGAGUCCUGGAAGCAGGCCAAGCAGGCUUGUGAUGCCUGGAAGAAGGAGGCGGAAGAGGCUGGUGAGCGGGCCAGUGCGGCUGGCGCCGAGUGCGAGCUGGCCCGGGAGCAGCGGGACGCGCUGGAGGCGCAGGUGAAGAAGCUCCAGGAGGAGCUGGAGCGGCUGCACUCGGGGCCUGACCCCCAGGCCCUGCCCGCCUUCCCCAACCUGGAGGCGCUCUCGCUGUCCACACUCUACUCCCUCCAGAAGCAGCUGCGGGCCCACCUGGAGCAAGUGGACAAGGCCGUGUUCCACAUGCAGUCGGUAAAAUGCCUUAAGUGUCAGGAGCAGAACCGGGCGGUGCUGCCGUGCCAACACGCCGUGCUGUGCGAGCUCUGUGCCGAGGGCAGCGAGUGUCCGGUCUGCCAGCCCGGCCGGGCCCACGCCCUCCAGUCGUGACCCUGCAAGCCUGGCCCAGCCUGGCCCAGAUCUUCUCACCUAGGACUUUUUAAAGUAUAUAUAUAUAUAUGUAUGUAUGUAUGUAUGUAUAUGUAUAUGAUUAUGUAUAUGUAUACGUAUAUGUAUACAUUUCCGUAUGUGUGCAGGUAUGCGUGGGUGGCGUGAACAGUGUCUGUGUGUAUAUCUGUACAUAGAUAUAGACACACACUUUAAAACAGAUUUACCAAGCACUUUUUAAAAGAAAAAACUAUUUUGCAGUCCUCUCCUGCCCACUUCCAGCCCUUUCCACAGCAGAGACAAAAUCCCCUCUUCUCCCUCUGGCCUUUUGGCAGAGAAUCUGUUUCUGUCUCUUUUUUAAUGUAGGAACUAACUAUUUUUAACUUCUUCCUGGGGCCUGAGCAGGGAAGGGUGGGAAGCUGGAAGGGACUAAGGGGAGAGGCGAGACCUUCCUGGCAGGCCCUGCUCUCCCGGCCUCCCCAGGCAUAGGGUGUGGAGGGCUUGGGGCCUCCAGGGCAGAUCCGGUCCCCAGCUGUGAGGGUCUCGGAGCCUAGCUUCUAGUUUUACCAAAUGUGUAUUUAGUCCUGGGGACAGUGGCAGGGGCUGGCAGGCCCAAGCUGCAGGGCCAGCCCCACUCCCCACACCUGGGCCCUUGAAGCUCCUUGAGGGGCAAGGCCCAGGAGCUCUGCCCCUCAGGUUCCGGAGGCCUGGGGUCCACCCUCAGUCCUCUCCCCCUGGACUCCCCAGAACAGCCUCCCUUGCCCCAGGGCCACCCACCGGGCUGGCACUUCCCUCUCUGUGACCCUCCCACCCCCAGCUGUCCUCAGCUGUCCCUGCCCCCUGCCCUCUCUGGCACGGCUUGGCCCACCGUGCUGUCCGCCCCUCCCUCUGGCAGCUAGCAGGGCAAUUGGUGGGGAGGAGUGCGGACUGAGGACCAAGGGGGCCAGGCCCUGCCCUCCUUACCAGGAGGGGCUCCGUAUGCAUUCCUUGGUGCUCUCUGAGUGCAGCUGAUGUCCUGCCCCUGUCUGGGCAGACACCUGUGUGCAUGUGUGUGUGUGCCUGUCCAAUGUAUAUUGUGUCUUAGCUUCCAUUUUAAAAAUUGUCUGUACAGAGAGAGAUGCAGCGGGGCGGGAGGGCAGAGUGGGCAGAGGGAAGCGACCCCACUCCCAGCACUGGGUGUCUGGGGUGGGAGUGAGAGGGCUGCAGAGGGUCUGGCCCUGGUCAGGCCCCCCUUGGGCUCAGCACGAAAGGGCUUUCAAUGAAUUAAGUGAAAACUUUUUCCUUUUUUACAAAAAUGCAAAAAUCAACAAAGCUCCAAACCUAUUGGAAAUAAAAUAUGAACUUGCA
Molecule: messenger RNA, 4225 nt
Organism: Microcebus murinus (gray mouse lemur)
Lineage: Eukaryota; Metazoa; Chordata; Mammalia; Primates; Cheirogaleidae
Source: RefSeq, a predicted model, not a curated record